GUCCAUGGUUCGGAGAAAUGUUCUUCAGGAAAUAGUAAUGAAUGGACAGCUGACCCUUGCAAAGUACAGCUAAGUUUAGUGUCCCUAAGUGCAAUCUCGUGCAAUAUUUAAGUAAAACAGAUUUUCUUCUUAUAUUGGUGUUUUCAUUUCGGGUCACCAAAUGUCAAGAUAUUUUAUUUUUAUUUUUAUAAGCUUCUGGAAAUAAUAUAGAAUGGACAACUGAAGUUCGAACUUACAGCUAAGUUUAGUGUCCCUAAGUGUUAUCUUGUGCAAUAUUCAAGUUAUACAAAGUUACAUACAUUUCUGUUUUCAUUCUAGACUAUUUAACGCCUUGACAAUAAAAUACACAACAAUGACUUAGUGUUACUUGUCAUUAAUACCAUUUUAUUUCUCUUAGUUCGUUUUGGAAGUAGAACUUGCCUAAAACCUUUUGUUACAGGACACCGACAAGCCACAAGAUUGGGGCUUACUUCUAAGCAAUCAGUGAUUGGCAUGAAAAGUGUAUUUUUUGGAAACACCAAAGCCUGCUACCAUGAGUUCUCAAACAAAUCAAAGUGACUCAUUCUCAUUGCUAAAGAAAUUGGAUUUUAUUAAAACAAAGAGACAGUGGUUGGCGCUGAGUAGUAUCAUCUUUGUUUCCAUUGUUUUCUUAUAUCCAUACCUCAUAAACUGGAAAGAAAGUUAUUGGACAUCUUUAAGUCCGGUCGAAGUUUUACAUGAAGACAUCGAAAACGGUUUUAAUUUUACUGGCUACCAGCUUCGGAACACAUCAGACACUAUUCCUCGGUCACGUUGGCGUAGGGUCAGUUGGGAGGAUGCUGUGAAGGCUUUCUCUGAUCAGACGAGCGACUCUUGCAAUAACACCUGCGACAGAAGUGAUAACGCUUCUGACUGUUUUAGCUUCACCAACGGAGAUUGGAACAAACGCCUUGUUGCAGGAAAUUUUAUUGUGAGACCCUUUCUGAAAGAUGGGAUGUAUAUAUAUGAGUUUGAAAAAGAAUACCUGAAUUAUCCCCCGUUGGAAGAUAUGAAGCAGUUACCGGACAUGAAAUUAUCGAAAAUAACCAUGUUUGGGAUGAACAACGACACAGUCCGCUGUGACAUUGGUGACGUCAUUAAUGGACGCGUGGACCUGGUGGACAGCUACGACCACCCGAGACACAGAGGAGGAGACGAGGUGAGAAUGUGGUUAGUCAGCAAGUCAGAGAAACAGUUCAGAACUUCGGGUCAUGUAACAGAUUUGAACAAUGGCAGUUACCUGUUAACUGGACACUGCCUUUGGCCAGGCAACAUCCAGAUCAAUGUGGCAGUCAUGUAUCCACGUGAGUACAUGAGGGCUACCAUGCAUCAAGCUCAGCUGUCUGUUUCAAGAUAUAUUUACGGAAAUUUCAUCAAAAACUCUACACAGGAAACCACCAUUUGUUGGAGCUUACCAAAUGUUAUUGGCAGAUCGUGUGUUUGUAACUUGACUCAUUUGUCUGGCCAGUCUUUCUACUGUGGAAAACCAAUUGAUACAAGGCUUACUUGCAAUGACUUUGCAGCUACAUCUGUGGGUCCCAUGACACAACCCAAGAACGUGACAUUGCAAGAGAGAGACUUAAUCCAUAAAAUUCCAACACGGCACAUUUUGGAACGUACCAUCCCACACAGUAUAAACGUUAUCUCUGAGGAAAAAGGUCAACCUCCUAAACUUAAACCUUGCUCACUGACUCCUUUCAAUGUUACCUGGAAUCUUACAUCACCUGUUGGAUACUGGGGACCAAAUUUGAACUGGACAUCACUGCAAUGUGAGAGGCCUGAAUUGUCUUCUCCCUGGGCGAUGAGCUGUCUGAAGAACACCACUAUAAUGGUUUUUGGAGACUCCAAUGCACUGAGAAUAUUUGAUGUUCUUAGUGACAUGACAAACUGCACCGGAGUGUCGUAUACUUUAUGGCCUAAAGCCGGGACGUGUAGUAACAAUGACUCAGGGAUAACAUUAUCCUUUACGCCGCAUGAGUUACCGAAAUAUCAGCAUACUUACUGGACUCCGAAAUUGGAUUACAAGGCCGUUGCCGAACAGAUUUCAGCUACACCGUCUGUUGGUAAAUACAUCAUCAUUGUUCACUACUAUCUACAUGCGACACCAUCACAUCUCAGCGUCGUCCAUUCAAGAAUCAAAUCUUUGGCUGAAUCAAUAAGACACCUUGCACGCAGAAACCCGGAUGUGCUUUUUGUUUUCCGGGGUCCCCACGUGACUUCAUACGACUGGGACAUAAAUCACACAAUAGGAGGAGACAGUUUGGGUCAAUUUUACUUACAGCUGAUACAAGAAACUUUUCGAGACCUUAGAGAUAAAAUAGUUUAUCUUGAUGGCUGGGGAAUGACAUUAGCGAUAGAGAAUGCUGAGCUACAUCCAACUGACAGAGUGCCACAGGAAAUGACAAGGACUUUACUGUCAUUUAGAUGUAAUGAAACAGGAUAUGUACCAAGAUAGCAAUAGCCUAGGCUUUUAUUUAAUUUAAAAUAUAUUUUAAAAUAUAAUUGACUAACUUUGAAAUCGAACAUUUUUACGAUAAAUAUUAAGUUUCAAAUGAACAGCUAGAAAUGAAAUUAAUUUAAAAAAUGUAUUUCUGCAUUGCUAAAAGGUGCAAAGAAAAUAUCGUUUUACUCUUAAAAAAAGCAUAGCUUGGCAGGAAACAUUUAUUCUGCACACCUGAUACGCCAAAAAGCUUGCUAUUUAUGGAUUCUCCUCCAUCUAUGAAAAUAGUAGAAACAAAAUAGAAUUCAGCUUUUUUUACAGGCAAAACGGUUGGCUGACUUUGUUAAACAAGGUAGGCCCAAUUUGAUUAAAUGGGACUGUCGACCAUGAAGAUGAGAAGAAUAAAUCUAUACGAUUACAAGUAAUUAUAUAAGAGGAACUAAAAUGGAAACGCGCUAUUAGUUAUAGGUAGGGCUGUUCCGUUUGUACGUUAGUCAUGGGCCUCUUUGGGGUGUAUGUAAUAAAAAUCAUAUAUAUUAUUAAACUAAUUUAGUUUUCGUGACGUUAGGUCAAUGGGUUUCUGACGAUACCAUAGAACAGCGCGCAUUACAGGUGGGGAAACACACUGACAGCAUAAAAUUAUAGAAGAGGAUCCCUUAACCCUUAAAACGCGUGUGGUAGUUUAGCCUCUAAACAUCAGAAUCGUAAUUCCAUUUUGUAUGAACUCAUUGUAAAACAGCUCAGCACUUUAAGGGUUAACGCAACAAAAUGUAAAAAGGGAAGGGAUAGCGAUGGUGGAUCGAAGAAUUAUAAAGCCCUAAUGUAAUUUGUCUUCGAAUAAUGAUAAAUGGUACAAUGAAAUCAGCAUAUUGACUGCUGAUGGUUCAUGUAUUAAUGCCCUUUUGUUUAUAAGACAGCUCUAAUAUUCCUGC
This is a messenger RNA of Biomphalaria glabrata, 3390 nucleotides long. RefSeq names its product NXPE family member 1-like. The record is from RefSeq and is a predicted model, not a curated record. Lineage: Eukaryota; Metazoa; Mollusca; Gastropoda; Planorbidae. Bases 533 to 2473 code for a protein of 646 amino acids. The transcript has 7 exons.